Coturnix japonica (Japanese quail) is the source of this 1590-nucleotide messenger RNA. The record is from RefSeq and is a predicted model, not a curated record. Lineage: Eukaryota; Metazoa; Chordata; Aves; Galliformes; Phasianidae.
CUGGCUCCUGCUGUUCCCGCAGCCCCGCAGGAUGCGGCCGGGCCCGAAGCCGCUGUGCCUGCUGCUGCUGGCCUUGGCCUCGCUGGCCGCGCUGCUGCUGCACCUGUGUGCCCCCAAACCCCCCCCCCGCAGCGUGGACCUGCGACACCCCCAGAGCGAGAGACUCCCGCCCCCCCCGCCAGGAGCCCCCCCCAGGAACUACCCACACAUCCCAUUCCGUCUGAAGGACGACGUCAUGGGGCUCCUGCCCCGCAACUCGUGCUCGUGCGAUGCGGACCCGGGGCUGCCGCUGUCGCUGCCGCUGUUCGGGCAGAGCCGCUCCGUGGAUUUCGGCAGCGCCUUCGGGCCCGACGAGCUGCCCCGGCUGCAGCGGCUGCGGGAGGGCGAGUUCCGGCGGCACCGGCUGCGGGAGGGGGGAGUGUGUGGGGGGGGAGGCCGUGGGGGGGAUACCCUCCGUUUCCUACUUGCCCACUCCCCCCGCGGAGCCUGCCGCAUACUAUGUCCCCCGAUGACCGGGCCCUGGCUGGUGGUCGGGCAACGUCCCCUGAAGCAGUACCGGCACACGGUUGUGGCAGGUAGCGCUCAAGCCUUGCAGGUGCAUGCCCGGGUCAGGACGGCGUAUGAGGUGAACCUGACAGGCCGCCCUGGUGGACGCUGGCGCUGGCGGCGGCCGGUUGAGGGGGUGUCGGUGCGCGUUGACCAUCGCUCACGAAGAUCGUUCCUGCGCUACGACAUAACUGCGGGCGUGCUUGAUCGCCAUUCAUCCGCCGACUUCUACCCCACCGUCACCAUCGUGGUGGCCGACCGCCUGCCUGCCUCGCGCCUGGAACCACUAACUGGUUCCCGACAUGCCUCUAGCAUUGAGAGCCCCUUCGACAGGGUAUCGAUGGUGGCCGGUCGGCUUUAUGCUCAGGGCUGGUUCGCGGGGCGGAACCUGGCCAUCUCCCAGGUGAGCACCAAGUACGUGCUGUGGGUGGACGACGAUUUCAUCUUCACGGCGCGGACGCGGCUGGAGAAGCUGGUGGAUGUUCUGGAGAGAACCAGCCUGGACCUGGUUGGCGGCGCCGUGCGGGAGAUCACGGGCUUCACCACGACGUACCGGCAGCGUCUGACCGUGCGCUCGGGGGGCGCGGGCGGGGACUGUCUGUGGACGCGGCCGGGUUUCCAUCACCGCCUCUCGGGCUUCCCGGGCUGCGUCGUCACCGACGGCGUCGUCAACUUCUUCCUGGCCCGCACCGACAAAGUGCGGCAGGUCGGGUUCGACCCGCGGCUGCGGCGCGUGGCGCAUCUCGAGUUCUUCAUCGACGGGCUGGGGGUGCUGCACGUGGGCUCCUGCGAGGACGUGGUGGUGGAUCACGCGUCCAAACUGGCGCUGCCGUGGCGCAAAUCGGAGGCGGAGCGUUUGUACGCCCGGUACCGGUAUCCCGGCAGCCGCGACGACGGAGCGAGGCUCAAACAUGGGCUCUUCUUCUUCAAGAACCGCUUCAAGUGCAUGCUGGGCAAUUAGCCCGCACGGCAAUUAGCCCGCACGGCGAUUAAUUAGCCCGCACGGCAGUUAAUUAAUUAGCCCGCACGGCGGGUAUUGCGGUA